Messenger RNA from Mirounga angustirostris (Northern elephant seal), 3950 nucleotides. It is a transcript of the gene CEP95, whose product is annotated as centrosomal protein 95. The transcript has 20 exons. Gene Ontology annotation, cellular component: centrosome; spindle pole. Lineage: Eukaryota; Metazoa; Chordata; Mammalia; Carnivora; Phocidae. The record is from RefSeq and is a predicted model, not a curated record. The coding region runs from base 195 to 2486 and encodes 763 amino acids.
GUGCAGCGAAAGGAAGUGUUCCUGUGAUGGCCAAUCAGCAGCGAGAAGCCGUUUUAACGUCCCUCCCUCUUUUACCCCCUGCCCUUUAGUUUCGUUCCCCCCGCCUUGGCGGUGCGUCUGCGCUGUGGGGCCCUUCCAGGACGCCGUCCGCCGCGCGCCCAGUUGGAAGCCAGGCGGCGACCUGCCUCCGUGACAUGGCCGGCUCAGAGGCUGAGUGGAUAACCGUUGCCAAUAACCUUCUUUUGAAAUGCCACAUACACCUGAGGAUACGAGAACUAGAAGAUUGUGAUGCUAAUGUUUUUAUUGCUCUUUACCAAUCCAUUUUGGGAGAAAAGGUACCAGACCUCAUAGCUAUUCCCAGGAGUCAAGAGGAUGAAGCUCACAAUGUACAAGCAGUAAUUGAUUCACUGGCCUUGGAUUACCUGCAAGUCAGCUUGUCUCACAUAACAGGAGAAAAUAUAGUGAAAGGAGAUAAAGAAUCUAUUAAGAAUCUGCUAGAAAUAUUUGAUGGGUUGCUGGAGUAUCUUACAGAACACAUCAGUGAGACAUCUCAUGAGAAAAGUGAAACUGGACAGAGUUUUAAAGAAUCCCAUCAAGGAGAACUUUUGGAAGAGCCAGAAAGUACUAAGGGAUCCAGGUCAUCAUGGAAAAGGGUUUCUUUUGAGAGGUGCUCCUUGUCAUCUGAGGCUUUGGGCCCCUCUUGGGAUGGAGAUGAAACAGAAUCCACCGGUGAAAUAAUUAGACUGGGAGACACAGCACACACCUUUUCUCUAAGAAGUAAUGGUGCCAAAGGCCCUAAUGAAAUGCAGUCCAAAAAAGCCUCAACCAUAUCAUAUGAAGAAGUGCCACACCCUCCCUUAUCUAGUUUUUUGUCCAAGAACAGGACAUCUUUUGUUGAAGACAUGGAAAUUCCUUCUGUGGAUGUGAUUCCAAGUGCUAGGAAGCUAGGGGAGCCUAUUCAAUCAGCUAUUCCUUUACAUCCACCCUACCACCCUUCAGAGCCUCGAGCACCCUGUCCCAUAGGAAAAGAAUACUUGCGUUCAAGUCACAUCUCCCCUGCCAUGAAUUCUACUGGAGAGCGCACAGCAUUUUCUGUGGAAUCAGAUAAUAAAGUUCCCUUAACUUCUGAGUUGCCUAAAGAUAGCAAACAGGAAGUGUGUUCAGCUCAGAUCCAAGGCCCUAGGACAAGGAAGUUUCCCAAAGGAAAAAGAUAUGAAAGCAGACCUGCAGUCUCAUCCUGGGAUUCAGCCGUCUCUCAGAGGCCAAGAAAGAGGUUAACAGAACAAGAAUUACAUUCAGUUUCCAAGAAACUCUCUCAACGGCUCUCUGAACUAGAUUGGAUGUUAAAAAGUGCCCUGGGUGAUCGAAUUAAAGAAAAGACUGACUAUGAAGAAGACGAUAUUGGAAACGAAGAGAUGGAGAGUAGGAAGGAUGAAACACUAUCUCAGCACAGUGACAGCAUCAUGGAGUAUGGGCCGAAGAAUCGAAGGCCAGGACUUUCCACGCGUAGAAGGCCGCCCUGCAGAUCUCACUCGCUCUCUCCAUCUCCACUUAACAAAAACACACAGUUCCAUAAGGAGAGAAAAAGGCAGCGAAAGCCAAAAGAAACAGAUAUUCGGCAAUUCCAAGCAAAGGCAAUAACUGAAGCAUUUGAAAGGGAACUAAGAAGAAAUAAAGUUCAAGAGAAUAUUGGAUCUCUAGGAAUAAAUGAGGAGGAAACAGAAAAAAUAUACAGAGAAGCUGUUCAUAAAGGAACUCCAAAACGUAGUCAGCCCUGGAAGACUUACUCUAGAAAAACCACAACUCCAAGUCCAAGAGGUGGCUUGCCAAAGCCAAAUAAAGCAGUUCCAAUGAAAGUAAAUGAACACAGUCUCCUGCCCCUCAUGCUGGAGCAGUUUCCAUUUCUCUAUGUUUCUGGCCAAACACUAAGCAAAAUGUGGAAACAGCAAAUUACACAGGUUGAACAGCUCAAAAAAGAUGCAUAUAGAGAAAAUCAAUCAAAGAAGAAACUCCAGGAUGAAAUAGAAGAAGCCUUAAAAAGGCAUGACCUCCUUACUGCACUUGUCAAGAAAGAAUAUGAACAUAGCAAGAGACUGCAAGACUUCAAGGACCGCAUUCAUAGGCAGAAGUUGACACAGUCAAAGAUAACAGAAAAUCGGCAACAGAUUGUCCGUGCCCGAAAAUACUAUGAUGAUUACAGAGUUCAGUUGUGUGCAAAAAUGAUGAGAAUGAGGACCCGGGAAGAAAUGAUUUUUAAGAAAUUGUUUGAAGAAGGUUUACAAAUUCAAAAGCAAAGAUUACGAGACCUAAGAAACUAUGCCAAAGAAAAGCGAGCCGAACAAAAGAUACAGCACCAGAAUGAACUGGACUCAAUGGAGAACUACUAUAAAGACCAGUUUUCAUUGCUGGCAGAAGCCAUAUCACAAGAACGCCAGGAACUCAAAGCCAGAGAGAAAUCCCAGGCCCAGGCCCAGUUCCUGUGCUAAAAGUCAGAACACUGUGAACAUCCGGGUGGGGCAGGAGAAAUAUCUGAGAAGGGUCCCUCACCCACCCCAUGGACUGCUACAGCUGCCUCUCCACUUUCUCCACUUACAAAACACUUCAAGGGAGACAGAAGUGGGGUUUACAGCUCAUAGACUGUUAACCCCAAUAAAUCACAGCCCAAAUAUCCACGAAAGUAUGCUGAUCAGCAAGAGUUGAGCGUAUCACCUUGGCAAUGUAGCCAACUGUAUAAUGAACACAAACACAAGGAAGAAGCUAUAUCCCUGGCAACUAGUACAGAGCCUGACACACAGUAGGAGCACAGGUUAUUUGUUGAAUGAACAAGUCAUAGGGCAAAGACCUGAUAAAAUGUAACUUUAAAAUCUGGCUCGUCAGGGCACCGGCUCAGUCUGUAGAACACGUGACUUGAUUUCCAGGUUGUGAAUUUGAGCCCCACGUUGGGUACAGAGAUUACUUUAAACAAUAAAUAAAAAUACUAAGAAAAAAAAAAAGAUUUAACCCUUGGGGUGCCUGGCAGGCUCAGAAGAGCAUGAGACUCUCGAUCUUGGAAUUUUAAGCUCGAGCUCCAUGUUGGGUGUAGAGCUUACUUAAAAAUAAAAAAUCUUGGGGUGCCUGGGUGGCACAGUCAGUUAAGCACCCAACUCUUGGUUUUGGCUUAGGUUGUGAUCUCAGGAUCAUGAGGUCAAGCCCCGCACUGGGAUCCACACUCAGUAUGGAGUCUGCUCGGGAUUCUUUAUACCUCUCCCUCUGCCCCUCCCCUCCAUGCUCCCUCUAAUAAAUCUUUAAAAAAAAAUUUUAAAUCUUUAAAAAAUUAAAACCUGGCUUGUCCGGUUUGCUAAGAGUGUUAAUGUAGGAAUGUAAUCCUUUUUCCCAUAUAAUUACCUCUAUGCUGUUACAAGGCUCUUGUUCUGUUGUAUGUAUCCUAACUGUUGAGCAUCUGGGAUAUACGAGACAAAUAAAUGCAGUGGGUACCAAGGUUAACCCUCUUUAUAACGAAGAGACAAACCUUCCAGGUCGCCGCACAGCAGAAAAACAUAUCAAAUCAAACUUUUGGGUAAUUCAUAGAGUAUAAAAACACUAAAAUCCUUACUAUACUAACACUACAAAUUUUAGAUAAUAACCAGUGAACAUGGCAAUGCUUUAAACAAGCAAAAAAUUUCAAAAAGGACGCCCCUCCUCUGGGCUUUACUAUCGCCCUCCCACCUCCCUGCGCUUCCCCGACAGUCCUUUCUGUGCGGCCUGUGCCGCAGGGGACUGACACAGCCUGUGCUCUGGAUGAAGAAACCUCGGAGCCACUCCUUUCUCGACCCGUAUACUCAGCUGGACUUUCAUCCGCUAUCCACUGUCAUUCAUUCCGGAGCAGCCUCCGAAAUCCAUCCCCACACAGCCUCCCCCUCCCGAGCAGCCGUCGGCAGCCAGUCAAGCCAAUCAAUCUGCUCGGCCGGGAU